Messenger RNA from Drosophila novamexicana, 1541 nucleotides. It is a transcript of the gene cv, whose product is annotated as protein twisted gastrulation. The coding region runs from base 685 to 1446 and encodes 253 amino acids. The record is from RefSeq and is a predicted model, not a curated record. NCBI's taxonomy places the organism in Eukaryota, Metazoa, Arthropoda, Insecta, Diptera, Drosophilidae. The transcript is spliced from 4 exons. Gene Ontology annotation, biological process: regulation of BMP signaling pathway.
GUCGUUUGCCUCUCUCGCAUCUGUCGAUCGUUGAUCGUUGUGUGUGUUUUGUCUUCUGUUUCGUUUUGUUAGUGUAUGUCGUGGUGUCGUUUAUUGUUGUUGCUGGUGCCGCCGCCGCCGCUGCUGCUGCUGUUGCUGUUGUUGUUACGCGCUGUGACUGACUUGUUCAAUGAUUUAGUAAAAUAUUCAUAGCUCAUUCCAAAACUUGUUCUUGUGCCUGCUGCAAAUACGACAAAAUAUAACGCGCUACGAAAUUCAAUUUCUAAAUAUCUAUCAAAUUCAUAUAUAUUUUAUCUAUAUAUAUAUAUCCGUAAUGUUUUCUAUGUGUAGUAGUAGUUAACAAUUGUUUGUGUUGUUUUGUUUAUUUAUUUAUUUACUUUUUUUUUUGCUAUUUUAUUGUUAUUUGUUGUAAUUAUACACACAGCAUCUAAAUGCUUACCUAGCUGUCAAUCAAUCAAUCAAUCAAUCGAUCAAAGUCUUUCAAACCGUCGGCGUGUGUCUCCUGCGCCUACUUCCCACUCACUCACUCUCUCGCUCUUUGUCUGUCACUCGUGUGCAAUUCAAAUACGCCGCCAAGCCACCCCCCAAACGUCCACCCACCAAUUGCGUGAGCCCUUUUUAUCGCGCACAACAAAAAAAACAUUAAGAUUUGUAUUUGGAAUAAUAAAUAAACUGUAUAUCACAAUGGAGGUCUGGCGAUCGCUAACGGUUGGCGCAUUUCUAGCAUUGGGAUUUGUUUGCUUCUAUGGCAUGGUGGAGUCGUGCAAUGAAGUCGUCUGCGCCUCGAUAGUGUCCAAGUGCAUGUUGACGCAGAGUUGCAAAUGCGAGCUUAAGAAUUGCUCCUGCUGCAAAGAGUGCCUCAAAUGCCUGGGCAAAAAGUACUAUGAGGAGUGCUGUAGUUGUGUGGAGCUUUGUCCUAAGCCCAACGACACACGCAACUCACUGUCCAAAAAAUCUCAUGUUGAGGAUUUUGAUGGCGUGCCAGAGCUAUUCAAUGUGCUAGCUACCACUGAGGAUAGUGAAAGUGAUUUUUGGGAUGUUUUCACAUUUCAAGUGGAUUGGUCCAGGGGCAAGCCAAAACUGGAUAAAGACGGGAAAUACUAUUUGAAAUUCAAUGAUAAAAAUCUAGAUGAGGCACGUGAGGAACGUGAUAAUACGCUGACAGUGAAUUGUACGGUUAUAUAUUUGGAUCAGUGCGUAUCCUUGAAUAAAUGCCGUCAAAGUUGUCAAACAAUGGGCGCUAGCAGCUAUAGAUGGUUCCACGAUGGAUGUUGUGAGUGCGUAGGAUCUACGUGCAUUAAUUAUGGAGUCAACGAGAGUCGUUGUCGACAUUGUCCAGAAUCGAAAGAGUUGGGCGAUGAUUUCGACGAUGAAAUCGAUGAGGAUAUGCAGGACUAUGGCGACAGUAUGGGUCCAUUUGAUGGCUCAGUGAAUAGCAAUUAUUGAUAACAGCGAACAAAUGCCAUUUAAAGAACAAGAAAAUUUAACAAAUUAGUUACUCAAUUCAGUGACAUUAUUAUUGUGUAGUACGAAGUAAUUUU